CCCCUCCCCUCCCCUCCCCUCCUCCUCCUCCUCCUCCCCCCCUCCUCCUCCUCCUCCUGCAGCACCGCCGGUCGAGCUGUAACGGGACACUUGGAGCACAGCAGACCUCCGCCCGCCGCGCACCGCACCGUGCGCGCCCUCCUCCACCGGCUCGGGUGAUGCGGAUGCCGGAGAGGCGUCCGUGCUUCCGUGACAUGUGGCGGCUGGCGGCGUCUGAGUGACCGGAGGGACCAGAGGGGGAUUUUUUUUUCCCGGGAGAGGACUCGGCUGUCUGGAGAUGCGUGCGGAGCUCGGGAUGGACGCGCCUGCAUGACGCCGCCAUGUGUCUCGGCCCUCCCUAAUCCUGUUGCGGCGACACAGUGGAUCUCUCUCGGUCCCCGGACACCUCAUCGGCUCUUCGGCUCAUCCGACUCAUCCUCUGUAGCGAUCAGCUGCUGAUCAGUCCUAACCCACCCUUCCUAUCCGGGCUUUCCUUUUUCUAGACUCUUUCUUCUGAUCUGGAUUACCUACUGAUGUGAUGUUGAGUCCUGAUCCGUGAGCCGAGUCUACGGCGGACCUGAAAUGGAAAUGCCAGAACUGAACCACAGUCUGAUUUAACAGCAGGUUUUUACCAGGCUCUGCCCUCUGUGACUUUUUGCUCUGCUGUUAAAAAGUUGAAGCCAUCGCUCAUCUUUCGCUGAGCGACAUCUUGAAACCCAAAAAGGCAGCGAGCCUCAGCUAAUCAGCAAUAGACGUUGUGACAGGAGAGCCUCUCUCCUACGCGAGGUUUAACAAAAGAGUUGGUAUUAGAGCGAGAAAAGCUGAAAGGUUCAGCGGGACCCCGUCUGUGGACUCGUCUUGGCUUUGCUUCCUGGUCUGAGCUGCCCACCUCAGAGCAGCUCGCCUUCCCAAUGCCACCAUGCCCAUCAUCAGCAACGCCAACCAUGACUUCAGCAACUUGUCCGUCAGUGACGACAGCAGCCUCGAUCGCAUCUUCACCGAGAUUCCCGAGACCGAGACCAUCAAGGGUGUGUACUACCAGAGGGCUCAGUUCAUCCGGCGGCCAGAAGACUUGGUCUCCGUCGACCACGCCCUGCUGGCGGUGAUCAACGUUGGGGGAAACCGCUACACCUUUCCCUGGAGCACCCUGGAGCAGUUCCCCCUCACGCGACUCGGCCGCCUCUGCGGCUGCAGGUCGCCCGAGGACAUCGCCAGCGUCUGCGACGACUACGACGAGGCCCGCAAGGAGUUCUUCUUCGACCGCUCGCCGUCUGCCUUCAGGGUCAUCCUCAACUUCCUGGCCGCGGGGAAACUGCGGCUGCUGCGAGAGAUGUGCAUCCUCUCCCUGCACGACGAGCUGACUUACUGGGGGGUGGAGAUGGCGUACAUGGAGCGGUGCUGCAAGCGGAAGAUGUACACCCGCAUCGAGGAGGUGCACGAGCAGGAGAGGCGCGAGGAGGAGCGUCGGCAGAGGAACGCCAUGCAGCGGGUGCCGGUGGAGGAGACGCAGUAUCGAAAAAUGAUGAACUGGCUGAGAGACACGGUGGAGAACCCGCAGUCCGGUUUACCGGGGAAGAUCUUCGCCUGCAUGUCGGUGAUCAUGGUGGCGGUGACCGUCAUCAGCCUGUGCAUCAGCACCAUGCCAGACCUCAGAGAGGAGGAGGACCGGGGCGAGUGUUCCCCCAAGUGUCGCAACAUGUUCAUCAUCGAGACGGUGUGCGUGGCCUGGUUCUCCCUGGAGUUCAUGCUGCGUUUCAUCCAGGCUCGCAGCAAGCUGGACUUCCUGCGCGGGCCGCUCAACAUCAUCGACGCCAUGGCCAUCCUGCCCUACUACGUCUCGCUGGUGGUGAAAGAGGAGGACCCGAACAUGGAGCAGGAGCGGUCGGGAGGUAAGGGAUACUUGGACAAGCUGGGCCUGGUGCUGCGGAUCCUGCGGGCGCUGAGGAUCCUCUACGUGAUGCGGCUGGCCCGGCACUCCCUCGGCCUGCAGACGCUGGGGCUGACCGUGAGGCGCAGCACCCGAGAGUUCGGCCUCCUGCUGCUUUUCCUCUGCGUGGCCGUCACCCUCUUCUCGCCGCUGGUCCACCUGGCCGAGAGCGAGCUGACGGGCGCCCACGACUUCAGCAGCAUUCCCGCCUCCUACUGGUGGGCCAUCAUCUCCAUGACGACGGUGGGCUACGGCGACAUGGUGCCGAGGUCCAUCCCCGGACAGGUGGUGGCGCUGAGCAGCAUCCUCAGCGGCAUCCUCAUCAUGGCCUUCCCCGCUACCUCCAUCUUCCACAUGUUCUCCCGCUCCUACCAGGAGCUCAAGAUGGAACACGACCGCUUGUUCAAAGAGGAGUGCGCGGCCGCCGCGGCCGCCGCCGCCAUCACGGGGGAGCUGCAGGAGGCGGGGGGCGAGGGGGGAGGGGAGAACUCCGCCCCGUCUGGGCUGGGAACACGUCUGGACAAGGAUAGCGUGCACUCUCUGGAGUCUCUGGCUCUCCUCGGGAAAAGCUGCGAGGCCGCGGGGAAUAACAACCACAGCCUUCCUGCAGCGGCUUUCUGAACUGUUUUCACACUGACUGACUCAAUCCACCACUUCCAGGAGUCCAGUACUAUCCGAACUGCAGAUCAAGGAAGAGCCCAGGUUCUCUGGAAACCCGGCUGGCCAUGCACCUUGGAGAGCAUGAGUGCUGCGUUGGGACAAAAAGGAACUACACACAAAGCAUUUCUUGGAGGAAUGUGCACAGAAAGUGAAGGAUAUCAAACCCUUUAAAUCAGACGGUCUGACCAGAAAGCCUCUGCAGCAAUAUUAGUGACAAGCUGCUUCCAUAAACAUGCAAUAUUCAAUCCAAAGUUGCUUUUCCUUCCACUGUGAAAAUAAUUCUAAGCCUGACUGCAACCUUUAGGGUUCAUUCUCCUUAUUUUUGUUAUGUUGCCUACAGUAUGAUCUGAAGAUGUACCCCAUACUGUAUACUAUUUUGCCAUGAAUUUUAAAGAGUGCUCCUCUUAGUAUAUUUUUGAGAAGCUUGAAGCCAUGUUCUCACAAUAAGUACAAACCAUUUGGUAGUUUGAACAAUAUAUAUAUAUAUAAUGUAUAUCCAUCUAUCUCUCAUGUAUAUUUGUAUGCUUGGACUGAAAGAUAUGAUGCUUUCUCUACUCUCUGCAAACUGUGUUGCUUUUUUUUUUUUAAUCAAUGAAGAAAAGACAAAACAGAGCGAGAAAGAGAUGAGUGUUUGUUUAAGAGAUGAAGGAUGUUGUGUGCAAGAAAGAGAGCGAGCACUAACAACCAUGAAAUGUACUUUACAACGCUCCAAAUAAAAGUUCUCCCAGUAAUCUGAGAGAAAUCCA
This is a messenger RNA of Salarias fasciatus (jewelled blenny), 3312 nucleotides long. RefSeq names its product potassium voltage-gated channel subfamily G member 4-like. Lineage: Eukaryota; Metazoa; Chordata; Actinopteri; Blenniiformes; Blenniidae. Gene Ontology annotation, biological process: potassium ion transmembrane transport; action potential; protein homooligomerization. The transcript is spliced from 4 exons. Gene Ontology annotation, molecular function: delayed rectifier potassium channel activity; protein binding. The record is from RefSeq and is a predicted model, not a curated record. Gene Ontology annotation, cellular component: voltage-gated potassium channel complex; membrane. The coding region runs from base 899 to 2527 and encodes 542 amino acids.